UCUAUAGUUCACUUAAACAUAGAAAUCGUUUCGCUUCUUCUGUUAGCUAGUUUCUGAGAAGAUGACGGAAGAAGGGGAUGCGUUCUCCGACCUAUUUCCUCCCUCCGCCAUUCUUUAACAAAUCCAAGCAAUUUCAGCUCUAAUGGCUUCAGAUAUCAGCAUUUCAACUCCUCCGGAGCUGGGAUGGUCCUCUCGUUUGAUAACUAUGCAGUUUAUGGGAACCGAAAGACCCUGGUUGAAUCUGUAUGGAAAUCGAGUUCGUCCUGUCGCUCCAUUUGGAAGUGCAAGCAGCAAACCUUUUGAUGAUCCUGCCCUCAUUCAUCGCUGUUUGCCAGAUGAAUUACUUUUUGAGGUUUUUUCCCGAAUGAGUCCAUACAGUUUAGGGAGGGCGCAUGUGUUUGUCGCAAAAUGGCGAUAUACUGUUCGCAAUCCUAUUUUGUGGCGUAGUGCAUGCCUGAAAAGCAUGGCACUUUCUGGAGCAUUGACAAACUACAAAAUUGUGCAAUCCAUGUAUGAGUGUUCAUGAAAGAUGUGGAUUCACAGGCCAAGGAUUCGACAUGAUGGUCUUUAUGUGAGCAGAAAUACUUACAUACGUACUGGAGUUGCAGAGUGGAAGGUCACUAAUCCGGUCCAUCUGGUUUGCUACUACCGUUACCUCAGAUUUUUCCUAAAUGGCAAGUUCCUGUACAAGAUUUCAUCUCAAAAAGUUAAAGAGGUAGCAAAAAUCAUGAGUCGUGCAUCUAAAUCUGAGUGCGUCUUCAAAGGUGACUAUACACUUUCUGGUGAGCAGAUUGAAGCUGUUCUCUUGUAUUCAGGCUCACGCAGAACUGUUCUUAGAAUGCGGCUGAGAAUUAGGGGAACCACGGUAGGUGCGAACAACCGGCUCGACAUGUUGAGACUUGUUACCACUGGUGUGAAUGAGUCUGAAAUAAACAAUGAUGGUGAUGACAUUUUAGGAGUAGUUGAAGGGUGGCAGGAAGAUGAGACACAUAACCCUGAUGUGCCAGCUACUUCACAUAGGAGGGGCUUGUCACCCUUUGUAUUUGUUCCAUUUGAGGAGGUGGAAACUUCCGUCUUGAACCUUCCUGUUGACAAGAUGGACUACUUCGUUCCAGGCUGAAGUUUUUUCAAGUACUGGUUACUUAUUAUUUGUCAUAUAUGCUUGAUCAUGUGCUAUGGGACUAACUUUUGUUGCUUCUGUGAAUGUUUUUCUUUUUUUUCUUUUUUGGGUUAUGUGCUUCUAUGUAUGCUAUCUUAUAACUUGUAAAUAGCCGUUAAUGUGGAUUUGUUUCUGCAAAAAAUCUCUUGUUUUGGUACUAUCUUAGUUUAAGGAAGUUCUUUGUAGUUAUUUAUGAAAAAAGAUGGCAGACCUGUUAGAAGGACCAUUUUAUUACUUGCUUUGUUCUUUUUUGUUUAAGGAAGAAAGUAACUAUGUACAGGAGAGAGGCUAUUCUAUCUGGUUAAGGAUCUUCUCUGGUUA
Dendrobium catenatum is the source of this 1480-nucleotide messenger RNA. RefSeq names its product F-box protein 7. NCBI's taxonomy places the organism in Eukaryota, Viridiplantae, Streptophyta, Magnoliopsida, Asparagales, Orchidaceae. Gene Ontology annotation, biological process: SCF-dependent proteasomal ubiquitin-dependent protein catabolic process. Gene Ontology annotation, molecular function: protein binding. Gene Ontology annotation, cellular component: SCF ubiquitin ligase complex. The record is from RefSeq and is a predicted model, not a curated record.